AUGGCGACCAUCAAACUUCCCUACCCAUCACUGACGACAACUACCGCUGUCCCUGGCACGUGCACAGAAAGUCCCCAAUGUCCUUACCUCACCGGCACAUUUAAUCUGUGUGAAGAUCCAAAAUCUGCCCGAGACAUCUGUCCCAUAUCUUGUGACGCCUGCACACAGAUGAUUCAGUCUCCUACGCCAACAUGCGAGGAUAGCCCUGAAUGUGGUAUGUUGUCACUACACUUCGCCAGUACCAUGUGUGAUGAGGAACACACACGGACUGUUUUGUGUCCCCAGACAUGUAAAUCUUGUGAACAAUUAUCACUGACCCCUUCCACCAAAGUUACCACGCCGACAACCACCCUGACAACCACGCCCACAACCACCCUGACAACCACGCCCACAACCACCCUGACAACCACUCCGACGACUGCCACUGAAAUCCCGACCUCCGCACUGAGUUGUGAAGAUAGUUCUGCGUGCGCACACUUAAUGACUUUUCUCGACAUCUGCAGCGACCCACAAUCAGCCAUGAGUAUAUGUCCAUCCUCCUGUAACAAAUGUCACCCUGAUAUUUUAUCCUCUGUCACACCAACAUCUUUAAAAUCAACAAAGCCCAGUCACGUUACCAUGUCACCAAUAACUUGCAAAGAUUAUCCAAUUUGUAAGGCUUUGCAGGAAAAUUCUAAUAUCUGUGCGUCGGACAUUUCCGCCAGCCAUCCAAUUUGUCCUGUCAUGUGCGGCCUUUGUGAGGUAGGUGGCACAAGUCACUGGUUGCUGUUUCCACAAACGAAUGACAGAUCAACAAGCACUAACACGCAUGCGUGUGUUGAUGAAGAUGACACGUGCCCAAAACUUAAAGAGACAUUCAACCUGUGUGUGGAUGAACAAUUGAUAGAACAGUUCGGCUGUUACAAAACCUGUAACAAGUGUGGUGAGUAUAUUUGA
Ylistrum balloti is the source of this 936-nucleotide messenger RNA. RefSeq names its product mucin-2-like. The transcript is spliced from 2 exons. The coding region runs from base 1 to 936 and encodes 311 amino acids. The record is from RefSeq and is a predicted model, not a curated record. NCBI's taxonomy places the organism in Eukaryota, Metazoa, Mollusca, Bivalvia, Pectinida, Pectinidae.